AUGAACCAACUGAAACAAAUACACGCCAACACUCUCCGAAAUGGCAUCGAUUUUACACAGUUCUUGAUCUCUAAGAUAAUUGAAAUCCCAAACAUCCCGUACGCCCACAAAGUGUUCGACAAUAUUACUAAACCAACUGUCUUCCUCUACAACAAGCUUAUUCAGGCCUAUUCUUCCCAUGGACUUCCCAGCCAGUGUUUUUCUCUCUACAUCAAGAUGCGCCGGCAAGGCUGCUCCCCUAACCCACACUCCUUCACAUUUCUCUUUGCAGCGUGCUCCAAUCGUUCCACCCCCAUUCAAGGCCAAAUGUUCCAUGUCCAUUUCAUCAAAUGGGGGUUUGAAUUUGACAUUUACACGUUAACUGCACUUGUUGACAUGUAUGCUAAAAUGAGUUUGUUGCCUUCUGCGCGGAAGCUCUUCGAUGAGAUGGAAAUGAAGGAUGUCCCCACUUGGAAUUCUUUGAUUGCCGGGUAUGCCAAGAAUGGAAAUGUGGAGGAAGCUUUCAAAUUGUUUUCAGUUAUGCCUUCAAGGAAUGUGAUUUCCUGGACUGCAAUGAUCUCAGGCUACUCGCAAAAUGGGAAGUAUGCAAAUGCACUAGCUGUCUACAAGGAAAUGGAGAAAGACAGAAAGGUAAAGCCUAAUGAAGUUACAAUUGCUAGUGUUCUUCCAGCUUGUGCAAAUCUUGGGGCGCUGGAGGUUGGGGAGAAUAUUGAAGCUUAUGCAAGAGCAAAUGGAUACUUUAAGAAUAUGUUUGUUUGCAAUGCGGUGCUUGAAAUGUAUACAAAAUGUGGUAGAAUUGAUAGGGCAAUGCAACUCUUUCACGAGAUUGGUAGGAGGAGGAACUUGUGUUCUUGGAAUACCAUGAUUAUGGGGUUAGCUGUCCAUGGAAAAGGUGACGAAGCUCUUAAGCUUUUCAACCAAAUGCUGGGAGAAGGAAACGCACCUGAUGAUGUAACAUUUGUAGGAGCAAUCUUAGCAUGCACACAUGGAGGCAUGGUAGCAAAGGGCUGGGAACUCCUCAAAUUGAUGGAGCAAAGGUUCUCCAUAGCUCCAAAGUUGGAACACUAUGGCUGUAUGGUUGAUCUCUUAGGCCGGGCUGGGAAAUUGCAAGAAGCCUAUGAUCUUAUACAGAGCAUGCCAAUGAGACCUGAUUGUGUCAUAUGGGGAACUCUUCUUGGAGCCUGCAGUUUCCAUGGCAAUGUUGAAUUGGCUGAGAAAGCAGCCGAAUUCCUUUCUGUGUUGGAACCAUGGAAUCCUGGGAAUUAUGUUAUUCUCUCAAACAUCUACGCAAGAGCUGGCCGGUGGGAUGGUGUUGCAAGGUUAAGGAAACUGAUGAAGUCCUCUCAGAUUACAAAAGCAGCAGGGUAUAGCUUCAUUGAGGAGGGAGGUGAUAUUCAUAAGUUCAUAGUAGAGGAUAAAUCCCAUCCAAAAUCAAAUGAGAUAUAUUCACUGCUUGAUUUAGUCACAACUAGAUUAAAGUUUGAUGUAAGCACCAUGGAAAUUGAUUUGGAUUCUAUUGCUGAAUAGAAUUUUAGCAACAACUCUGAAUAGUUUUUGGACCUACAUUUCUCUCCUUCCUAUUCUUUCUAGAGUUAUUUCUCCUUCA
Molecule: messenger RNA, 1606 nt
Organism: Solanum pennellii
Lineage: Eukaryota; Viridiplantae; Streptophyta; Magnoliopsida; Solanales; Solanaceae
Product: pentatricopeptide repeat-containing protein At5g08510
Exons: 2
Coding region: 1-1527 (508 amino acids)
Biological process (GO): RNA modification
Molecular function (GO): RNA binding; protein binding
Source: RefSeq, a predicted model, not a curated record